This is a messenger RNA of Selaginella moellendorffii, 1497 nucleotides long. RefSeq names its product helicase and polymerase-containing protein TEBICHI-like. Gene Ontology annotation, biological process: double-strand break repair; DNA-templated DNA replication. The transcript has 5 exons. The coding region runs from base 541 to 1092 and encodes 183 amino acids. The record is from RefSeq and is a predicted model, not a curated record. NCBI's taxonomy places the organism in Eukaryota, Viridiplantae, Streptophyta, Lycopodiopsida, Selaginellales, Selaginellaceae. Gene Ontology annotation, molecular function: DNA-directed DNA polymerase activity.
CAGCUGGGACUUUCGCAAGUGCUGUACGCAUGGAAGCCUUACGUUUGCGGUUCUGUCGAUGGGAGUGGCUUGAGGAGGCUUGGAACAUGUUGUGUCCGUGGAUAUUUUGGGACUCACGGGAGUAAAACGCUACCUCCAGAUACUUCACUUGCAGUUCGUACCAUCACAAAGCGAACUCACUCGGAGAGAAGGUUGUCAACCGUUGCGGUCAUGUCUCGCCGAGGAAAAGAAUGGAAUGAUGAGAGCUCGUUUUGGAGGUGGGCACAGGAUGUGAACCGCUCUGCACCCUUCUCAACUCUACACAGCCUUUUGAUGACGUCGUGAAGUCUGCUCAAGAUUCUUUUCUGUGCCACAAGCGACUGAUAGAGUGGGAUCAGGAGUUACAGGUCUACAAAAAUAAGUCCAUUAGGAAAAGCAGCGUUUGGCAGUUCGCUCAGCCCGGAAGAAUUCUUGGUUGUCUUUGAGGAUCUUGCUAAAGCCCGUGAUAGUUUUGUUUUAGCGUCGGAUUUGCACCUUGUUUACGAGGUUACUCCUAUUCACAUGGAGCUUGAACCGGACUGGGGAGUUUACUGUCAAAGAUUUGUCGAAUUGACCUAUGUCGAUCAGGCAGUUGCUAGAGUUGGGGUGACCGAGGCAUCCCUGAUGCGCAUGGCUCAUGGAGCACCAAUGCAGGGCCGUAAAAGGAGUCUAAAAGCUAGUGAGAAGGCUAGCGAGGCGAAUCAAAACUUGCGUGUGUACAGACGCUUUUUUGUGGCUCUUAUAUUGUCCAAGCUUGUUCAGGCUGCGCGAGCUAGAUGUUUAUACAAAGCGGGCGUACGAACAGUUGAAGUUGUAGCUGAGGCUACAAUUCCUGAACUUGCAAACGCACUGUGCGAUUCUUCAUUCAAAGAACAUGCAGCAGUGGAUGUAUGGUGCAGCGGCAAAGAAAAUAGUAAACGGAGCAGGGAGAAUUGUCCUAGAUCGAGCAGAAGAGGCCCGAAUAGCUACUUUCUCUUGGAGCAACGAUUCCGCAUUCUCGGCCUUUCAAGCUCUUGGAGCAACGAUUCCGCAUUCGCUGUCGCAGUCUUUGGAUUACUUUCUCGGCCCGAAUAGCUACUUUCUCUUGGAGCAACGAUUCUGCAUUCUCGGCCUUUCAAGCUCUUGGAGCAACGAUUCCGCAUUCGCUGUCGCAGUGUUGAGAGGCCUCAGGCUGAGACAGACGAGAUGGCCAUAUCUCCAAAGCAAGAUGAGGGCAAGGCCGACGUUCAUAGCACUGACAAGGAAAACCGAGCAGUAAUUAUGCAAGAAAAUGGUAACCAUGGCGGAAAAGAAGGCCAAGGACCCGAUCUUGCCGCUGUCACAUCUUAAAUCUGGAAACAAGGUCUUGAUACAUGCCCAGGCCAAUAAGACUGCUUCCCGAUUUCAGGACCAGUGGAAAAUUCUUGUUGUGAACAUCAUCUUUAAUUCAAAAAAAGUGGUACUUCGAUCUAAUACUAUUAAUAAAUUUUACACCAAACA